Messenger RNA from Cuscuta campestris, 1622 nucleotides. The record is from the annotation of a GenBank genome assembly. NCBI's taxonomy places the organism in Eukaryota, Viridiplantae, Streptophyta, Magnoliopsida, Solanales, Convolvulaceae.
AAUGAAAUUAACCUUUCUACAUAGUAUCGGAGCCUAAAAAUCAAAAACCCUAAACCCCCUCUCUCUCUCGUUCGGCCUUCUCUCUCGCCGUCAGCGCCGACUCUCCCUACGGCAGCUCUCCUCACCGGCGACACCCUCUCCUCCUCGGCGGUCCUCUUCUUCCCCUCACCAUGGCCGAAAACAGCAAAAUCACUUCCCAAAAUAACUCCUCCAAACCUCCUCAUCUUGCUUUCACAACAAUCUCAAACGUGAAACUUCAUGUCCCCGUUCAACUCAGUCUCUCCCAACCUAAUUACAAAAAGUGGAGCCGACUCUUCCUUCUUCUGGUUCGGCGAUUCAACCUCAAGGGCUACAUCGAUGGCUCCGUCGUCCCCCUCUUUGAUGACGACGACGAAUGGUUCCAACUCGACGCUCUCCUCCAGGGUUGGAUCCUCUCCACCAUCACCGAUGAGGUCUCAGAUCUGGUCAUCUCCUCUGUCUCUACUGCCUCUGCUCUCUGGAAAGUCAUCCACGACUUGUUCCACUACAACAAACAUACUCGAGCUAUGCAAUUGGAAGAUGAAUUUCGCACGACAGUCAAGGGCAACUCCACUAUGGCAGCCUAUUGCCAACAACUGCAGAAUCUUGCCAACUGGCUGGAUGAUGUUGAUGCACCAGUCUCCCAACACCAACUCGUCCUUCAAAUGCUUCGUGGUCUCCCUGCCGAUCUCGAGGGACAAACAUCAUUCAUGCAAUUUCAGGAUCUCAUGCCCACAUUUCUGCAGGUUCGAUCCGCCCUCAUGCUGCUGGAUCGACAACGGACGGGUCCCUCCGACUCGGGCUCCACGGCUUUCCUCACGACCCGAGUCGGUGGCAACUCCCACGGCGGCACUCACGACGGUACUCCCGGCGGCUAUGGCGGACAGCAUGGCGGCAUAGGCUAUGGGGAAGGCAACUCCGGGCAACGUGGAGGCUAUGGACGAGGACAAGGGCUUCUUCAGAGUCUCAUUCAGAAACUCAAGGCUGAGUUUGCCAUGACAGACAUGGGUGAUCUGCAUUUCUUCCUCGGCAUUAAUGUUCAUCGCACUGCUCAAGGCCUUUUCCUCCAUCAGACACAGUUCACUCAUGAGAUCCUUGAGAGGGCAGGGAUGGUCUCUUGCCGCCCCAUAUCCACUCCAGUCGACACCAAGGCAAAGCUUUCUUCCUCUUCCGGCACGGCACUUUCAGAUCCUUCUCUUUACAGAACCCAGGCUUUAGAAGAAGAACUCGAGGUCGUUGGUGAUGCUGCGCGGUGGGAGCAGAAGACGCUGUUGCAGUCGCGGCAGAUAGAGAGUAGCUUGGGUCAAGUCGUGGUCGCGUGAUUCGUGCAACUUCAGCUGUAUGUGAAACACGCUCUGUUUCAUCGUGAGCCGGUAUAGGCUCAGGAAGUGCACCCCUCUUCUUGACAGUAUGCUGACAUCUUCACCAAAGGACUACCUUCUCUACUCUUCCUCGAGUUUAAGUCCAGUCUGGGUAUCAGACCCCCUCCUCAUCCGACGUAGCCAGGAUCAUGUUAAAUAUAUUCUAUAUUUAAUGUAAAUAUAUUGUUUCCGAUUAUUGUCUCCUACCUUCUAUAAGAUUAGGAAUAUAUUGUUUCCUAUUAU